CAAAAUAAAAAAACAAAGUAUCAAUCUGGUCUAGAAAAAUCAGCUUGUCAGUAUCCACAAAAAAUAAAUUUUUUUUUUGUGGUCUCUCCCUAGUCCCUCCCCCUUCCUUACGUUCACAACAAACACCUCCGAUUGCUUCCUUCUUACCAUCUCCGACUUAUCUGCUCCAACAAAGCCUCAACGCCAAAAAAAACAAGCCCCAUCAAACUUCUUUUUCACUCCUUACAUAUCAACCCUCACCCUAGCUUCCAUGAAACCCAACCUCUUCUCCAUUUCUCCAAACAUCUAGGCUAGCUACAUACCGCACCAAAUCUCCUCUGUCGCCUCUGCCACCAUCUCAAUCAUUAAUAGAGAGUAAAGAUUGCCACGGUUCCGACGAUGAAUUCGGCCCAUAGGGCGGGUCAAUCGGUUAAGUGAUAGCUAUAUAUCCAGGAUCGUGAUUUGAAUAGAUCCCUUAUAUCCGACGGUUCACAACGUACCAACACGGUACCAUAGUCCCCGCCGUCGGCGAAGAGCAACUGGCAUUUGGCAACACAAGGCGUACCUAAGAAAGAAAGGGUAUAUGGUCAGACCGUCCGUGACACGAUCUUCAUCUUCUCAAUCCCUACAAAUUGGCAUCGGAUCCUCGAUCGUAUUAAGUUGAGAGCAAAUAUUAAAUGGCAAUGGCAACCGAACGAUUACUCUCAAAACCAGCCUUCUUAGUGGCGUUACUGGCGCUAAUGUGUACGGCGGCAAUACAGAGGUCGGAAGCACAAUUGUCCACAAACUUCUACGCCAAAUCAUGCCCCAACGCCCUCCCCGCAAUACGAACCUCCAUAAGGGCGGCAAUCGCCAAGGAUCCGAGGAUGUCUGCUGCCCUAAUCCGGCUCCAUUUCCACGACUGCUUCGUCCAUGGAUGCGAUGCUUCCAACCUGCUCAACAAUUCCCAAACCAUCAAAUCCGAGAAAGACUCUCUACCAAACGUAUCCACCAGAGGCCACCAAGUCAUCGAUGCCGCCAAAGCCCAGCUCGAGGCGAUUUGCCCCGACGUCGUCUCCUGCGCCGACAUUCUAGCAGUGGCGGCACGAGACGCCUCUGCCUUCGCUGGAGGCCCAUCGUGGGACGUGAAGCUUGGCAGGAGAGAUUCUACCGCCGCGUUUCCUGACGAGGUGAUGGGGAAUCUCCCCUUCUUCAAAUCUGAUCUCCAGAUCCUCAUUGACCUAUUCAACCGAAAAGGGCUUAGCCCAAGAGACAUGGUCGCUCUCUCCGGAGCCCAUACUUUGGGCCUGGCCCAAUGCUUUAGCUUCCGCGAAAGGAUCCAUAGCAACAAUGCUAAUAUCGAUCCUGGAUUUGCUAGCGCCCUCAGGCGCCGCUGCCCGGCGGUUGGCGGAGAUUCGAAUUUGGCGCCAAUGGACAUGACCCCGGAUAAAUUCGACAACAACUACUUCACGAAUAUAGUGCAGAGGAAGGGACUCCUCAAAACUGAUCAGGUCCUUUUCAGCGGCGGCGUUACGGAUAGUAUAGUGAUGGAGUACAGCCAGAGUCCUUCCCGUUUCAGUGCCGAUUUCGCGGCCGCCAUGAUUAAGAUGGGAGAUCUUCAGCCUCUCACCAGAUCCGCAGGCCAGAUUAGAAAGAUUUGCAACGCCGUCAACAAAUGAUCACUACAGUAGCUAGCUCUUUUUUGUCUUCAUUUCUUUGAUUCAAUACAUUUUUUGACUUGUUGGAAUUAAAUUUUAUUUUCAAAUUAAGCUAGCUGUAAAUGCAUACGAAUGUGAAAUUAUUCCCAUGUGUGACAGAGUUCAUGAUCCAAAGUAGUCCUGAUUGUAGAAGGAUUACAAGGAAGAAGAAGAGAUGAAACGGAGAAGAGAAGAAAUGUUUCUGAAGAAGAAAAGACGGCUGGUUGUUUAAGUGGUGCUACGCACCGUUUAGUCUUUGUAAUAGAUUAGUCGUUAAAGUACUGUUUAGGAUUUAAACACAGCCAGUCAGAAUGUGACACUUGGCUUUUAUCUGUAAUCCUACUUUCAAGCUGAAUAUAAAAGGAAACAGAGCAGCCGCUGCUGACUCUGUGAAUUCGGCCAUUUCUUUGCCCUAAUCGUUGAAAGUUAACAUGGUAUCAGAGCGGCCGACCUAGGUCGCCUUCCGCAGCAAGAUGUCCGACAACGCAGAGACAACCGACGAAGCCCAGAAUGAAGGUGGAGGAUCUCA
Linum trigynum is the source of this 2184-nucleotide messenger RNA. The record is from the annotation of a GenBank genome assembly. NCBI's taxonomy places the organism in Eukaryota, Viridiplantae, Streptophyta, Magnoliopsida, Malpighiales, Linaceae.